AUGUCAAAUCAGGCGAAUUGUGUUGCGUGCGAUGAGUCACCGGGUCCAAUAUCAAUGCCAUCAUCAGGUCUGGUGUCUAAAAUGUUUACUGACGUCACCGGAUUGAAAGUCCAAUUGCACUACACAAUCUGCAGAUCAUGUCAAUCUGAGCUUAAAGCAUGCUACAACUUCAAAAAACGAUGCCACGAAAUCUUCAUUCUUUAUGAUUCCGGUUCAAUUCCAAAUCAGCCAAAAGAAACCCCACAGCGACAUCAACAGCCAUUUGAAGAGAAAAUUUUUGCAAAUCCACUGGAUUCGACUGAAAUUACAAUUGUUAAAAAUGAAUUUGAACCAAAUCGGUCAGCUGUGUCUUAUAAGGAUGAUGACUCACAUCAGGACGAUGACUACCAAGAGGAUAAUCCAGAUGAUGAGGAUUUUGAAGGAACCCAUGACGAUGAUUUCGGUCAAUAUGAAGACAUAAAUCCACCAAUGUCAGAUGACGACGAGUCCACAACAAAUGACAAUGAUCCAGAUUUUGAGAAUUCGUCAGCAAGAUUCGAAUGUGAUGAAUGCUCAAAGGCAUUUUCAAAGAGAUCGAGACUUGUCGCUCAUAAAGCUGAGCAUAGGAAUGAAAGGCUUUACUCGUGUCCACGACCUGGAUGUAAUUCUGCCUUCAAUGUGCCACACAGACUGACGAGACAUUUGAGGAAUGUUCAUGAUGCUGAUGAGGAGGAGAUUAAUGAGAGCACAUUUGCACUAGUCGAAGACAGUGAAGGAGUUUAUGUGGUUCGCAGUAGCUGGAUGUUCACAAAAGAUGGAAAUCAACACAUUUACUAUCCACCAGCAUCACUGCAACAGCCUGAACAUUUCGCUAAAUUCUUCAACAAGCCUGGCGAUGACUGGGUUCAGUAUCAAGUCAAAAUUCUAAGGCAGAAGAUUCCUUCCUAUGAACUCACAAAACGCCUUCAAAACAUGCGCCUACAGAAAAGGAACCUCAAGACAGAUUCAGGUCCACAAGCCAAAAAGACAAGGUUGUCGUCAGAUUUUAACAGUUCACAGCCUCACUCAUCAAACUUCAUGCCUUCAUUUUCAUUCAACAAUCGACAAUUUGGUGCUCAAAUGGGAUACUCAAAGCAGAAUUUACAGCAAAGGUCAUUCCACCCUCAAAGUCAAAUGAACAUCCAGCCACUCCAAACCGAGAAAAUGAAACAAAUGGAAUCGAAUUUUAACACACAACUCAGAGAUCUCAAGAAGAAAUUAAACUAUUUAAUGCACAUGGUGCAAGGAAGAAGUUCUGGAGCUUCACUAAUCCAAAAUACAUUAGAAGAAGAUUCGCUAAGUCCAAAGGCAAUCUCAUGUGAACAAGAGUUGACGGAAAUGGAGGCGAACUUGAUUGAAUAUGACAGGAAUCCACUGAUUUCUAGUGAAUUUUCCAUUAAGAGGGAGAGAAUGAUUGAACAUUAUGCAGCAAAAAUCAAGAACAUCAGCAAAAGAACGAAUCCUAAAAUUGGAUUAGUUGGAUCGUUGCUUAAUUUGUAUUUUGCACCUGAAUUCCUUAACACUAUUGGAUGGACUAAUGUUCAGGGUCGUCUAGCAAUCAAAGACAUGGUCGGCCACAUCUCCUUAUUCUACGAAAUAGUCAACCGAAAUACACCAAAUACCUACUUAAACAUGGAAGAGUCAUCAAUAGCUCUCUAUACGUUCCUAAGGAGAUUCCAUGAAUCCAAAAAUGCCAAGCAUCGAGUAAAGGACAAGGAUGGAGAUGUUUACAAAAAUAUGUGUGAUGAAAAUAGUUUAAGGAUAAGCAGCAGCUCAGGCUAUAGACCAAAUAAUGACUUUUUCAUGAAAAUGGAACCGCAGUUUGACAUGCCACGGGUAGUGCAGGAACGUGAUAUUCAGGAACAUUAUGGCAGGGAUGUAAAUGAGGAUACACAGGAUAUUGAGAAUUGA
This is a messenger RNA of Chironomus riparius, 1929 nucleotides long. Lineage: Eukaryota; Metazoa; Arthropoda; Insecta; Diptera; Chironomidae. The record is from the annotation of a GenBank genome assembly.